GUUUCAGAAUACAUUCCAGGCGGUGAAUUAUUGGAAUUACUCGAUGCGUAUGGAAAAUUACCCGAGGAGCUAGUUAAAAUAUUUGUUGCCGAAAUUGCUAUCGCUGUUGAUUUCCUUCAUAACGCCGGAGUUAUUUUUCGAGAUUUAAAGCCAGAGAAUAUUCUUUUGGACUCCGAUUACCAUAUACAACUGAUUGAUUUUGGACUGUCCAAGUGGCUAUCUGUGGGUUCACGAACUAAUACUCUUUGUGGAACACUGAAAUAUAUGGUGUGGAGCUCGAUCCGUUGCGUAUUGUAAAAAUGGCAAUGUCCAACGCGCAGUCUGUUUGCGUUUAUCCAGUUGGUUACUUCGGCCGCUCGUAACCGAGAGAACGUUUCGUGAUUAUGUCGAUAGUGAGCGAAGGUAGAGCGGCGGCACACUGACGCCGGCAACAUGAACGCGAGAACCAUAGCGUUCGAGCUGUCGAUGGAGGGGCGGCAGGUGGACGAGGUGGUCGCCAGCAUCUUCCACACGGUGCUGUUCCACCGCUCCAGCGGCAAGUUCACCUACAACAACGAGGAGAGCUACUCCAUCCGCACCGUGAGCUACAUCGACGUGGACUGCGACUUCAUCGACUUCACGUACGUGUGCUGCGAGUCCGACGCGCUGGGCCGCAACGUCAAGCGCGAGAUAUCCGACUUCUCGGAGCUGCUGCGCGCCGUGGACGGCAGCUCGGCGCCGCCGCGCGGCUCCAUCAGCCUGGAGUUCUUCCAGAAGCGCCGCGCCCGCUGGCCCUUCCAGCCCGAGUGCGUCCCGUGGGAGGUGUGGACGGUCUACUGCGAGCUCACCGAGGCGCGCAACGAACACGACAUGCACAGCAAGCACGAGAACGUGGUCGAGAUGCUGCAGGACAAGAUCGUGUUCAUCACCGAGAUCAUCAACCGGCACGAGUACGUGCCCAAGAUGCCGAGCCGCUCCGACGCCGACCUCAUCUUCGACACGUCGUACGCGGACAUCCAGCCCUACCUGUUCAAGAUCCACUACAACCUGUCGGGCGCGCAGCCGACGACGGUGGGCAACACCGUGCGCAAGCUCAUACGCGAAACGCUCUCCUUGUGAUUAAUAUUGUGUUCAUACAAUUCAAUAUGUCCAUCGAAAUGAACAUUUGACUCUUUACUAGUGAUAUUACAAUUUUCAAAUGAGCUAUUGUCGCGUAUUUGUAUUAUUUUGGCGUUGACGUCAGUAUGAAAUUAAAUACUUCGUGAAUGCAAAUUUUUAUUUAUCAGAAUUUUUAUUUUUAUGGACAUUUGUGUAAAUACAAUUUGAAUUUUUUACGUUAUUCAGGAGAACGGAACUUGACGUAUCUAUAUAAGUAUGGAUGUACAGGUGGAUUUUUGAGAUGGGGCAGUAAAGACAGCUACCUUAACGACUGUAGCUACAAGAAAAUUUCUGAGGACACUGUCCAUAAUUUUUAAAGAUGAAAGAAAAUUUUAAUAUACUCAAUAAUUUUUUUGUGCAUUUUUGAGGUAAUUUCUAUUGAUAUUAGUGGAUUAAUUAUUGACGCUGAAUACAAAGUUUUGUCACGUUUAAAAACGAAUUGGAGUCGCAUUUCUUAAAAAAAUAUAUUUUUUUUUUGUAUUUUCUGACCAUAAAAGUACUCAAACCUCUAAUGGUCCCCUAGAGUCUUUAAAUUCUUAUAAGCAACAUCGAUUGCCAUCAAAAAACGUUUUUGCACAAAUUGCCUAUUUUCUUGUUGACAGUAAUUUUAUUUUCGAAGCCUGUGAAUGCACAUCUUCAUGUCUUUAAAAAUGAAGGACAGUCUCCUAAGCAAGUUUUCUUGUAGCUAGGGCGGCUAAGGUAGCUGUCCUUGCUGGCUAUCUCUAAUAUACACCCUGUAUUUCUCAACAUUUUAACUAUUAAUCUUAGCGAAGUUUUGUUUAUGGCACAAAAUGUAAUUUCAUUUAUUUUUAACGCAAUGUCUUAACUAACACAGUGUGCUGUGGUGUUUUUUUAUAAUUAAAGCGGUUGCGGCGUUAGUUAUUAGUGAUGAGUUUAAUUUUGGAUUAACAAUUCGGUCUGUUGUAGUUUUAGUUGUACUUUUAGUUAUAAUUUCGGAGCUACGACUCGGAAGGCUGGUUGACGUGUCCAUUUAUUUGUACUGAUUAAUUUAAAGUGUUUGAGCAUAGAAAAGCUUUUGUUCGCUUAACGUUUGUCGCACUUAGAACUUUGUAACAUAACUAAUAGAGUUAGAUAUUGUUUGCCACGUGCGGCGCGGUGGUCUGUUGUAUUUAUGAUACUUGAUAAAGAUGAUUUUGUCACCUUGUAAUUUUUGUUGGUAAAAGGAGACACAAAAUGUUAAUUAUAUGGAAUAUAAUGAACAAUAAACGGAUAUUAGUAUGGCAACUGUGUGUCGCGUUAUAUUGAUCUCAACGAUCUGGUUAUAAUAUGUAGGGACGGACAGCGGGAUACCGUUGCUAUAGUGAUAUAUGUAUAUUGUUGAUAUGUCGUGAAACAAUAAUUAUAGUUGUAAUAUUAUUACGUGUAAUUUCAAGGGAAAUCUAGAGUCUCUUAGCACUCAUUGUAAGGUCAUUUGACUAUUUUUAUGUGUUUUUAUAUUAAAAGUAUAGACACCUUGUGAUUAGGUAAUAUAAUUUUCACAAAAUAAAUGUGUAUAAAUCUUUAUGUCUGUAUAGCGUAGUAUAGGUCUGAAUUGGACUCGUCUUAACAAUAUUAGGGUUAACUUGGUAAAUAUAAUGUAAUUUUAUUGCGUUGUAUUAUAAAUAUUGUACAUAACAAUUGAUUUAAUGAUUCGGACGACGCUAGCGGUUGAGUCGUUGAAAGCUUUAUCAAAUUAAUAUAAUUUUAAACGUUGUAGGUUAGCUUACGGAGGUUUUACGUGAUGUAAGGGCUUGGGUGAACGGAAUGGUUCAUAGGUUAAGUUACGAUGACGAAACAAAAUGAUAUUUACGAUUCAAUAAAUACUUUAUGCGAAUUCUGUAUUUUUCUAAAAUAUAUUGUUUAUAAUUGUAUGCGAAAAGCUAUUUUCAAACAUCUCAAAUUAAUUCAAGUAAUUUUAUAGUGUAGUUUUGAUGCUAGAUGUGGUUUUACGUGAAGAGUUAACGCAGUCAAGUGAGCUUAGUUUUACAGUUACGAUGUAGUGUUGGUGUUGUAGUGCUUUUAUAACCGCGGCUCAGUGGUCGCUAGUAGUUAUUUUGUAGAGUGCAGGAAACGACACCAAACACAUCGGAAUAUCCAUGACUAGCAAUUCAAUGUUAAUUUACGUACUUGCAUUACGUCGACCCCACCGCGACACGCUUCACACACUCGAUUGUUUGAUAAAAUUAACGUGUGACAAAUGCCUGCUUAUUACUUUAUCGUAAAACACCUUUUAUUAUAGAAUCUGAGUAAAUAUCUAGAAUAAGUGCCAUUUCAGACUUCUUUGAGAGUACAUGUUUGUUUACAAAUUAGUUCUCAUGUCGCUGUGAGGGUUUUUGAAUUUUGUAUGAAAUUAAAGUAAAACAAAACGCUUUUAGUUUAUAUGUUACGUCAUAUUAUUUAUACAAAUAUGUCCAUCCAUACAUUUAUACAUUGUUUACCCUACCUCAUACUGUCACUAAACUUAGUGUAUUCGCACUUUCCUAUUUCAUCAAUUGUUUAUAAAUAGUAAAUAUAUAGGGGUUAUUAAAAUUAAUCUGAACCGUAUUGGGUGUGCAUUGUGACAUAUUUUCGUUUAAAUCGCUUCUACUGAGUGUUAGACACUUGAGUAUUCGGAGAUGUCAGAUUAAUUUUGUAUAAUCUUUAAUCAGUUUUUUUCACCAAAGAUAAGUCUGUAUAUAAUCCAAUUCAAAUAUAUUCCGAUAUUGAAUCAAUAUGUACAGUCGCUAUUGAUUUAUAUCUAUUUGUGAUUUUCAUAUCAAUGAGUACCUUAAAAUGUGUAUAAUUUGAAAAUAAAAAAUCUGGUGAUGCGACAAUAUAUGCUAUUGUAUUGCCUUUACUGAGUGGCUCGUAUUGUGUAUGGAACGGAUGCGGUGUGAGCACGGUUUGUACAUGAUAUAUUAUUGCACAUAACCUAUGGCCUUAUUUCGAAAUGUCUAGAUAGAGAGUUCUUCAAGCGUGGUUUAUAACGGCUGUUACAUAUUAGAUUAUAUAAAUAAAACAUGAAGUAUAUAUGUUGUGAUUUAUAAGUUCAAAAAAAAGCUAAUAUCUUAGUCUUUGUGAUAAUCUACAUAUAUAAGUAAAUAAAAGAUGAAGUAUUA
Manduca sexta (tobacco hornworm) is the source of this 4235-nucleotide messenger RNA. RefSeq names its product autophagy-related protein 101 (gene S6KL). NCBI's taxonomy places the organism in Eukaryota, Metazoa, Arthropoda, Insecta, Lepidoptera, Sphingidae. Gene Ontology annotation, biological process: autophagy; autophagosome assembly; protein phosphorylation. Gene Ontology annotation, cellular component: phagophore assembly site. Gene Ontology annotation, molecular function: ATP binding; protein serine/threonine kinase activity. The record is from RefSeq and is a predicted model, not a curated record. Bases 433 to 1098 code for a protein of 221 amino acids. The transcript has 3 exons.